Molecule: messenger RNA, 2118 nt
Organism: Condylostylus longicornis
Lineage: Eukaryota; Metazoa; Arthropoda; Insecta; Diptera; Dolichopodidae
Product: phosphatidylserine lipase ABHD16A
Exons: 1
Coding region: 113-1696 (527 amino acids)
Biological process (GO): monoacylglycerol catabolic process; phosphatidylserine catabolic process
Cellular component (GO): endomembrane system
Molecular function (GO): monoacylglycerol lipase activity; glycerophospholipase activity
Source: RefSeq, a predicted model, not a curated record
UUGUCAUUAGUCCAUUUCCAUUACAUAUUUUACUGAAAAUAAUUAUGGAAAUUGUUCAUAAUUUAUUUUAAGAUAAAGUGGAGUUACAACUAGUAGUACAAAUUUAAUUAAUAUGAGUUUUUUUAAAUUUGCAUUUGGACCUAAAUUAUUUAAAGAGUAUGGAAAUGGAUCAACACAAAAGAUAUAUGAGGCUGGUGGUUUGGAAAAGUGGGGCGAUCAAAUUAUGUCAACUUUAUCAAUGAUAUGGCAAAUUGGAUACUACACAUCGCCUAUAUUAUUGACAUUUCUUUACCGUCGUGGAUAUUUUGUAACCGAAUCUAUUAGUUCGAUAGCUAAAUUUACUACUGGUAUUGGAAUAAUAGUUAUUAUAUCAUUGUGUAUGAAAGGUUUUGGUCGUCAACAGUGUGCAACAUAUUCAAGAUUUUUAAGAGCACUUGAGAGUUCAAAAACAAACACUGAAUCAGGAAAAAAUCUGAUUAGAAAGUUUGAUUUCGAUUUUAAAAGUUGGCCAGUUGACUAUGAUGUUAAUGAAAACGAAAAUGAGAAAAAUAAAAGAGGAAAUAAUUCCUUUGAAAGAUCACAACGUCAAAGGUCAUUUUGGAUGUCAUCUUUACCAUGUGAAAUAAUCGCUUACAUUGCUAUUCACACAUUUGGAUUAAAAUUAAUUUAUCCAGGAUCAGUAAGAUUAUUGCAAAGCUAUUUUACACCACUGUUGAUUCAAGGUAGAGCAAAAUUAAUUGAACAAGAAAAUGCUACAAGAAAUAAGAUAAAAACUAAAGACGGAAACGAAAUUGACACAAUAUUUGUUGAUAAUAGACAAAAGUCAAAUAAUGGUAAAACACUGGUUAUUUGUUGUGAAGGAAAUGCAGGUUUCUAUGAGAUUGGCAUUCUUUCCACACCUUUAUCGCUCAAUUAUUCUGUUUUGGGAUGGAAUCAUCCAGGUUUUGGGGGCAGCACAGGAAAACCAUUUCCGGCACAAGAUCAAAAUGCAAUUGAUGCAAUCAUGCAAUUUGCUUUAAAUAAAUUAAAUUUUCUACCAAAAAAUAUUUUGCUUUACGGUUGGAGUAUUGGUGGAUAUCCAACAAUAUGGGCUGCAACUCAAUAUCCUGAAAUAAAAGGCAUAGUUUUGGAUGCAACUUUUGAUGAUGUCUUGCAGUUAGCACUACCUCGCAUGCCAGAAAAAUUAUCUGGAAUAGUACGGAUUGCUAUAAGAGAUUAUGUAAAUUUGAAUCAUGCUGAAAUGAUUAAUUAUUACUCUGGACCAGUUUUAAUGAUUCGAAGAACUGAAGAUGAGAUUAUAUGUGUCGAGGAAAAUAAAAUAGAAACAAAUCGAGGAAAUUUUUUGCUACUUAGUUUUCUAAAAUAUAGAUAUCCCUUGAUUUUUAGAGAUCUACAAAUGGCUUAUGCUAAGUCAUUACUUUCUAAACCAUUGGAGAAUUCUACUAAUCCAGAGGAUAAUGAUGACGAAUUAUGUUUAUCUUUAUUAACGUCAUAUGUAACAGAUAAAUCAAAAAGCUAUCCAAUGUUAAUUGGAGAAAAUUAUACAGAAGAACAGCGAAAUAAAAUGACAGAAUUUUUGAUAAAAAAACAUUUCCGUGAUUAUAAAUCUUCACAUUGUACACCAUUACCUAGUGAUUACUUUUCAACGCCAUUUGAUAUUCAUCCAAUAAGCGAUAAUGAUUUUAUAUUCACUUAAAAAUAUUUAAAUUUUAUAUUAUAAAACAUAUAAGUAUAUAUUGAAAAUAAUAGUUUUUUUAAAUAAUGUAUUUUGAAUUACAUUUUUUCAAAUUAGCACUCAGUUGAUAAAUAAUGCAAUAUUUAUAUUUGUACAUACUUACAUACGUAUUAAGAAAGAGAAAUUUCAAGGUGUAAUGGUAUUUUAUAGAACAUUAUGGAGUUGGAAUACUAAAGUUAAUAAAAACUAAAUUUUUUAGCAUUUAAAUAUCGUGUAUAUGCAUUGAAUAACGUAGUUUUUAGACUCGAAAAAAAAAGAAUCUGUCAUUUGGGUUAGCCAUAAUUUAAUUCGCAAAUAAAAAGUUUAACAAGAAAUGAUAAAAGCAAGUUUGAUUCUAUAUAUUACUUAAGAAUAUUUUAGGAACGAAUGUGCGCAAUAUGAAU